ACACGAUCAUUGUUGUUCGUACAUUGAAGUGACUUAAGUAACUAUAGUCUUGCGUCCGGUGUCGCGAGUGAACGUGAUAAUAAAAAUGGUUAGUUACUACCAUUAUGUGAUCGUGGCUUUAGCCGUGAUUUCGGCAACGCUUUUGGCAAUAUUUUUGUUCUCUCGAAGACGUCUCUAUCUGCUCUCCUAUGCGCUCCCAGGACCGACGACCUUGAUCCCUCUCGUAGGAAAUCUGGGUUCAUUCUUUAUGCACAGAAAAAACGUUUUCCAAUUUUUCGAUAGGAUUGUCGCCAAAUUCCCACAAACUUUUAGAUUCUGGUUCGGCCCCAAAUUGAUCGUCGUCUCAAGCGAUCCCGCUGUUCUAGACAAAAUCUCAAAAUCUGCUGCUUUCGAAUACGUGGAUGUCUUUGAUUCGAAUCAGAAAGAGACCGAUGAACGUUGGAGGAUGCACAAGAAGCUGAUAAGACCGUUGAUCAACGUUAAGUUCGCUAUCGAUAAUAUCGCGACGUUUCAGGAGCACGGCAGAAUCUGCACGACUCUGCUCGAAAAACAUUUGAACAAUAAAGAAUUCGACGUGCAUCAGUAUCUGUUCCCAUGCUUUUUGGACAUUUACGGAGAGAUUCUGUGCGGAAAGGUGAUAGGAUGUCAGAACGGUCGCAAUCGGAAUUUGAUUUGGGCAAUGGAGACCGUGCUAAAGUUGAGGGACAUCGAGAGGGCUUUCAGGUGGUUACAUCUUUGGUCACUUUACAAGAUGACCGAUCAUUAUAAACAAUCUAAUGAUGCGAGGGAGAUGCUGUCGUAUUUCAUUCAGAACGUGAUCAGGAAAUCUUGGCAGAGGAGGAAGUUGGACGUGUUCGGGGAGAACAAGACCGGGGCGACUCCUCUGGUGGAUAGAAUUGCGGAAUUCGUCGAGAACAACAGGAAGGCAAUGAGGAACGAAGAGUUUCGUGAUUACCUUCUGAAAAUAUAUAUCGAGGCGUCUUCGACGUCGGCGUUAAUUGCAUCGUACGUCUGCGUGUGCUUCGGGAUGUAUCCGGAAUGUCAGGUCAGAGCUGCAACCGAGAUCCGAGCGAAUCUGGGUGAAGACCUGCAGAAUCUCAAGUACGAGAAUUUGUACAAGCUGAAGUACUUGGAGAUGUGCAUACUCGAGGCAACGCGUCUUGUGCCGAAGAGCUGCUUCACGAUAAGGACUUUUACCGAGAGCGUCGACCUCGGCGACGACGUUACCCUACCAGAGGACUGCCCGAUCUUGAUCCCCAACUACUGGAUGAACCGUUCCGAAUCCUACCAGAAACCUGACCACUUCUACCCGAAUAACUUCCUUCCAGAGAACGUGAAAUGGCGGAAAAGUGGAAAUGAAUCGCACGGCUCCGGUACACACGAGUGCAUUGGACGUCUGCUGUCGAUGGUCGGCCUGAAGAUCAUCAUAUCGCAAAUCGUCAGCAGGUACAGGAUCGAAGCCGAUGGAAAGUUUCACGAUCUGCGGAUCGGUAAUCCCUCCUAUCCGAAACCAUCGUUGCACGGAUUCAGCUUGUGUCUGCGGGAUUGACCAUCGCAGAAAGUGGAACAAAUAGAAAACUUGCGACACUCGAAAAGUGCACACUCGUUUUCCAUGAAACUAAACUAAAUAAAUGCGAAUGAUAGCGAACAACACGCGCCAUCAGAAUAGAAAAUUACCCAAACACCCAUCCUCUUCUUCUAAACUUUAAUGUCAUUACACAUUUAUGAAUUAUUCAAAUUUUUAUAAUGAAAAUAAUAACACUUAAUUAAGGUUUCGUUUAACUCCUUUGGACUUUGAGUUCUCGCUUUAAAGUUUUCAAUUACUCGCAAUAAUGAACGAACUAUUAAAAAU
Molecule: messenger RNA, 1852 nt
Organism: Nicrophorus vespilloides
Lineage: Eukaryota; Metazoa; Arthropoda; Insecta; Coleoptera; Silphidae
Product: cytochrome P450 4C1-like
Exons: 10
Coding region: 86-1549 (487 amino acids)
Molecular function (GO): iron ion binding; oxidoreductase activity, acting on paired donors, with incorporation or reduction of molecular oxygen; heme binding
Source: RefSeq, a predicted model, not a curated record